Molecule: messenger RNA, 885 nt
Organism: Ectocarpus siliculosus
Lineage: Eukaryota; Phaeophyceae; Ectocarpales; Ectocarpaceae
Source: the annotation of a GenBank genome assembly
AUGGCCAGCAAGAUGAACAUGAACUUGACCUACAAGACUUUCCCCGAUGUCGACUUCUCAGCGAUCAAGUUCGAUGGUAUUCGUGCUGGAAAGAACGGCAUGAAGUUUGCAAACCUGGUGGGCGGCAAUGGGCGAAGGCUGGUUGCAGAGACGCCCGCGAUGAAGAUCCCAUGGAACACCGAGAUCAGGAAGAGCGAGGAAACCGGGCAGUGCUCCUCUAAGAUCGCUCUGUCGUUCCAAGGGAUGAGCGACGACCAGGAAGACGACGGUAAACUCCGCCGCUUCUUUAAUUUUCUAAACGGCGUGGACAAAAGAGUGAAGGAGCUCGCCGCUCAGAACAAAACCGAGCUCUGGCAAAAGACCAUGGACGCCGGCAAGAUCGAAGCUUACUUCCAGAGCUCGGUGAAGGCAUCGACCAACGACAAGUACCCCCCAACCUUCCAGGGCAAGAUUCCUCUCCAAGAAGGAAAAAACCCUUCUUCCGAAGAUGCCAACGAGGCCAUGGACAUGAAGAUUGUUGUUUUCCGCAAGGACAAGACUCCCGUUUCCCCCAGAGAGCUGAAAGGCGGCUGUCUCGCGAGCGUUAUCGCGGAGGCCUCGUACGUCUGGUGUACCCCCAUGAUGAUUGGUAUUUCUUGGAUUGUCAAGUUUGUUCUCGUGGAGCCCAAGCCGUCCGAGACAGCGUUCCAGUUCACGGACAUGGAAGACUUCGCAGACGUCAAGGACGACGGCUCCGACAACAAGCGCAAGAGGGACUCUGACGACGACGAUGGUGACGAUUUUGAGAACGACACCGAGAACGGCAACGAAGAUGGCGAUGGCGAUGGAGAUGGAGAUGGAGAUGGAGAUGGAGAUGAAGAUGAUGAAGAAGAAGAAUUUAAGUAA